This is a messenger RNA of Paramecium sonneborni, 1041 nucleotides long. NCBI's taxonomy places the organism in Eukaryota, Ciliophora, Oligohymenophorea, Peniculida, Parameciidae. The record is from the annotation of a GenBank genome assembly.
UCUUGAUAAUAGUUAGAUUAUUUGAAAUAUUGAAAAAUUAAUGUAACAAAAAAUUGUGUUUGAUACUUAAAGUUUAUCUUAGAUGUAAAUUUUGUUUCUUAUAGAGAUGUCCAGAAGAAUAGAGAGAAAAAUACAUAUUACUAGGAUAAAAGCUUUAAGAAGCUAAAGACUUUGAAGAUAAAUUACAUCAUAUGAAUGACGAGGAUCAUGAAUGGGAAAAGUUGUAGAUAGAAUUAGAUUGUACACCUCAUAACACUAAAAAUAGUAAAUAUGUCAUUAGUAUUAAAUUGAAAAAUAAACUUAGUUAGACAUGCAUUAGCUUGGCAUAAUUAUUUUAAGAGAGCCACAGAAUUUAGGGAUAGAAAUAUUUAUAGUUAUGAAUUAAUGGAUCCUCCACUUCAUUACCUAGGUAAGAAACAGUGUGAAAAAAUGAGAUCUGAAAUAAAUAUGAUGGAAUUUGAUAUGGUUUAUAUAUCACCGCUAUUAAGGUAUUUAAUUAAUACUUCAUAUAAAUUAGAACUAUAUAAACAGCAUAAUUAUUAUUUUAAGAUCAUCCAUAGAAAAAUAAAAUAUAGUUUAUUUUAUGUCCUUACAUAAGUGAAAAAAUCAGCAGUUAAUAUUCUAUAUAUAAAUGGGAAAAUUUGGCCAAUAUUCUUUAGGAUGUAUUCUUAAAAUCAAUUUAAAUAGGAAACCAACCCUAUUAAAUUUGACAUUAGUGAAAUGCCAUAAAAACUAGAAUUUUGGCAAUUUAUUUUAAUUGGAAAAUAAGGGAAGAUUGAAGGUUUAAAAUCAUGCAAAGAAGAUUAAGAAUAGUUUUUAGUUAACAAAUUUGUCAAAAAAGGUAAAACUAUUAGAUUAGAAAAAAAUAAACAUGCAGAAAAAAGAGUAAAAAUAUUUUUAGAAAUAUUAAAAAAAAAUUAAGCAAAAGAUAAAGUUGGAAUAGUCUCUCAUUCAUAGAUUAUUAAAUUAAUAUUAUAAUAAUCAAAUAUAGUAAUUGAAAAUAAAAUAAGAAAUGGAACAGUAUUAGGAAUUAAUAUUUGA